Messenger RNA from Ochotona princeps (American pika), 862 nucleotides. RefSeq names its product protein Tob1-like. The transcript has a single exon. Gene Ontology annotation, molecular function: transcription corepressor activity. Bases 244 to 861 code for a protein of 205 amino acids. Lineage: Eukaryota; Metazoa; Chordata; Mammalia; Lagomorpha; Ochotonidae. Gene Ontology annotation, biological process: regulation of gene expression. The record is from RefSeq and is a predicted model, not a curated record. Gene Ontology annotation, cellular component: nucleus; cytoplasm.
CACAUCGGGGAGAAAGUGGACCCAGUGAUCGAGCAAGCGUCCAAAGAGAGUGGGCUGGACAUUGACGAUGUGCGUGGCAACCUGCCCCAGGACCUCAGCGUUUGGAUCGACCCGUUCGAGGUGUCCUACCAGAUCGGGGAGAAGGGACCCGUGAAGGUGCUAUAUGUGGAUGAUAAUAAUGAAAAUGGAUGUGAGCUGGAUAAGGAGAUCAAAAACAGCUUUAACCCAGAGGCCCAGGUGUUCAUGCCCAUCAGUGACCCCACCUCCUCGGUGUCCAGCUCCCCGUCGCCUCCCUUUGGCCACUCUGCCGCCGUGAGCCCUACCUUCAUGCCCCGGUCCACCCAGCCUCUGACCUUUACCACUGCCACUUUCGCCGCCACCAAGUUCGGCUCCACCAAAAUGAAGAACAGCGGGCGCAGCAGCAAGGUGGCCCGCACUUCUCCCAUCCACCUCGGCGUGAACGUGAACGUGAGCGACCUCCUCAAGCAGAAAGCCAUCUCCUCCUCAGCACACUCUCUGUACGGGCUGGGCCUGGGCAGCCAGCAGCAGCCGCCACAGCAGCCCGCCCAGCCGCCGCCCCCGCUGCCACCCCAGCAGCACCCGCCGCAGAAAACCUCUGCGCUUUCUCCUAACGCCAAGGAAUUUAUUUUUCCCAAUAUGCAGGGUCAAAGUAGUAGUCCCAAUGGAAUGUUCCCAGGUGACAGCUCCCUUAACCUCAGCCCUCUCCAGUACAGCAAUGCCUUUGAUGUGUUUGCAGCCUAUGGAGGCCUCAACGAGAAGUCUUUUGUAGAUGGCUUGAAUUUUAGCUUAAAUAACAUGCAGUAUUCUAACCAGCAAUUCCAGCCUGUUAUGGCUAACUAAA